CUUCCAUGGCUGGACCUCAUUGCGUCUUGCGUUUUGGCCGCAUUCAUUCAGAUACCUAAGCUAGGGUUACAGCCCUGCCCUCGUGGUGACCUUGCGCCUGCCUGACUUUUCCCGAUCCCGCUGGCCUAAGGCAGAGGAGUAUGACACCUGCGGCACAGGUAGCUACCGUCUCCCCGAUCCCCAUCCAUUACCACACCUCAGCAUAAUAUCACCUCAGUUAUUCGCUAUCUUUAGGAUCGUUCGUCUCCUCGGCCUUUCACCUCCACUCCCACGAGUCUAUCUCGACCAAUUCCUGGGUGAAUACCCUCAUCUCCACUCUUAUACCUUUCUUCCCUCUACUUUCUCUCCUCAAUUGGCUGCCUUAGUUGACAAUGUUCUACCGUAACAUCGCUACCCGAUCUGCUCUCAGGGCUUUUUCUAGCUCCAAUGCCUCGGUGGCUCGCUCGGCCCUUGCCAACAAUGUGUUCAAGGCUCCACUGACCUCUUCCGCUCGUUAUCCCGCUCGCCCGACCACCUCUCCCAGCCUUGCUCUGGCCGCUCGCAAGCCUGUCACCACUGCUCUUGUCCGCCAUGCCUCGACCGCUAAGGAGGGCAAGGAAGGUGAGGAGGAAGUUGAUAUGAUGGCUGGUAUCAAGAGCGAGGCUAAAGUCAUCAAGGACACUUUCAGCCUCUCGAGUGUCCCCAAGGAGGCUCUUUACCUCGGGAUGGCAGGUGUUGUCCCCUACGUUGCUACCUCUCUUGAGACCGUCUACCUCUCUUACGAGAUCAACCGCGCUGCUACACUCGGUGACGGCCUCAUCUUCUCUGGCCAGAGUGCCGAGCUUGCUCUUCACAUGCUCGAGCCCAUUCAGGUCGGCUACGGUGCUGUGAUCCUCUCUUUCCUUGGUGCCAUCCACUGGGGUCUUGAGUGGGCCGGAUACGGUGGAAAGUUCGGCUACAAGCGCUACGCUGCUGGUGUUAUCGCCCCGGCUGUCGCCUGGCCUACUCUGCUGCUCCCCGUCGAGUACGCUCUCAUCAGCCAGUUCCUCGCUUUCACCUUCCUGUACUACAACGAUGCUCGUGCUGCCGCUGCCGGCCGUGCCCCCGCUUGGUACGGCAUGUACCGCUUCGUCCUGACCUUCAUUGUCGGAGCUAGCAUUGUGGCCAGCUUGGUCGGCCGUGAGCAGAUCACCAACACCGUCACCGAGCACACCUUCAAGGAUAAGAUCAACGCUCUCCUCUUCCUGCAGAAGAAGGAGAAGGAGGAGGCUGAGGCCCGCCGCAAGGCCGAGCUCGGUGAGGAGGACUCCGAGUAAAUGAUUCCCAAAAGAACCGGGUUGUAUGAGCGUAUGAUACUCUUGUAUAGUCGAGAUGUUUGUGGGGUGUUUGGGAAAAGAAAAAAGGCUCAAUUAUCAGAGAGCGGAAGGAGAUCCGGGCUGUCCGCGGCAGCGAGCUGUGAUAGUAGAUGUAUUAUGCUUUGGCUUUUUAUUUUAUUUUUCUUUUACCAUUUGUGGAUCGAUUUUUCUUGUAGAUUACAGGCGGAAAUCAAGAACCCAGCAGACGCUGGUACUCUCCUUUGUUUAGAUCUGAUCUGAUCUGAUAUACUUCUCCCGAGUACCAAAGAGGAAGGAAGGAGAAAAGAAAGAAGGAAAAAGCGUGGCUCUCACACAGGCAAAAAGGGUUAUAUAUACAUACCCCACCGUCCAUAGGGCCAGGCUGAGACCACGUUACUGCCAAAGUAUAAAUAAGGCCAGCCGACAGCCACAUUCGAGUGUGGGGAUAUGAAGAAAGGAAGAAGGGCUAGUACGAUCCAGAAAAUGGAGUUAGGCUAGUAACAAGAAUAGAAUCCAGGGAAAGUCAAACGAGGAGGGCUAACAGGGCCAUCCCCAAACUCUAACCAGGGCACAAGAUGGUAGGAAGUAGUCCGCUGUUCUAGCACUGUGUGCUGUGUACAAGUCAUCCAGUGCAGAUCCGGAGGCUGAUGACGUUAGAAUCGAAACAGGUUUUGCUGCUAUCUGAUCCUUGACCCAUGGCGGCCAACUCAGAUCAGUGUACCUGUUAG
This is a messenger RNA of Aspergillus alliaceus, 2041 nucleotides long. Its product is annotated as DUF3429 domain-containing protein. The transcript has 5 exons. Lineage: Eukaryota; Fungi; Ascomycota; Eurotiomycetes; Eurotiales; Aspergillaceae. Bases 372 to 1295 code for a protein of 307 amino acids. The record is from RefSeq and is a predicted model, not a curated record.